Pristis pectinata (smalltooth sawfish) is the source of this 2764-nucleotide messenger RNA. RefSeq names its product short transient receptor potential channel 7-like. Gene Ontology annotation, molecular function: store-operated calcium channel activity; inositol 1,4,5 trisphosphate binding; protein binding. Gene Ontology annotation, cellular component: cation channel complex; membrane. The record is from RefSeq and is a predicted model, not a curated record. NCBI's taxonomy places the organism in Eukaryota, Metazoa, Chordata, Chondrichthyes, Rhinopristiformes, Pristidae. The transcript is spliced from 12 exons. The coding region runs from base 95 to 2764 and encodes 889 amino acids. Gene Ontology annotation, biological process: calcium ion transmembrane transport; regulation of cytosolic calcium ion concentration; manganese ion transport.
GUUACCGCCAGCGAGAGGGCUGGAGAGCGAGCUCCGGGUAAGUUGUCUCAAACCGCACUGAAGCUCAGGACAUGUGCAACGACGAAGCCGGGCGAUGUCCAUGUCCGUGAAAGUAGCCAGGAAUAAUGUGGUCCGGAGAAGCCAUCUCAACCUGUCCGGACUUCGCCAGCAGCCCAAUGAGGAGCGGCACACGCCUGGUGAUACAGGCAGCGGGUCCCAGGAGAUAGAGCAACACGGCGGCGGCGGCAACUCGGGACAGCAGCGCAGUUUGGAUAGUAGCAACAUUCAGGCCAUGCACCGGAGACAUACUACCCUGCGUGAGAAAGGAAGGAGACAGGCCAUCCGAGGUCCAGCCUAUAUGUUCAAUGAGAGGGGUAAAAGCCUGACGCCUGAAGAAGAACGCUUCCUGGAUGCAGCGGAGUAUGGGAAUAUACCAGUAGUACGUAAAAUGCUGGAGGAAUCAAAGACUUUGAACUUCAACUGUGUUGAUUACAUGGGGCAGAAUGCUUUGCAACUUGCAGUGGGAAACGAACAUUUAGAAGUAACAGAGCUUCUAUUAAAAAAAGAAAAUCUUGCACGGAUCGGUGAUGGACUACUUUUGGCAAUUAGCAAAGGUUAUGUGAGGAUAGUAGAAGCAAUUUUAAAUCAUCCAGCUUUUGCACAGGGACAUCGACUAGCCAUCAGCCCUCUUGAACAGGAACUACGUGAUGAUGAUUUCUAUGCUUAUGAUGAAGAUGGUACACGUUUCUCCCAAGAUAUCACUCCUGUUAUCCUCGCUUCUCAUUGCCAAGAAUAUGAGAUUGUACAUAUACUUCUACUGAAGGGUGCACGGAUUGAAAAACCCCAUGACUAUUUUUGCAAAUGUAGUGAAUGUGCUGAGAAACAAAAACGAGAUUCUUUCAGCCAUUCCAGAUCAAGGAUGAAUGCAUACAAGGGAUUAGCAAGUGCUGCCCAUUUGUCUCUGUCCAGUGAAGACCCAGUCCUUACGGCUCUGGAGCUAAGUAAUGAACUGGCACGGUUAGCCAAUAUAGAAACAGAGUUUAAGAACGAUUACAGGAAGUUAUCUAUGCAAUGCAAGGAUUUUGCUGUUGGUGUGCUAGACCUGUGCCGGGACACAGAGGAAGUGGAGGCUAUUCUUAAUGGAGAUGUGGAUUCUGAGCCUCAGGGAGAUCAUCACAGGCCAUCUCUGAGCAGAGUGAAACUUGCCAUUAAGUAUGAAGUUAAGAAGUUUGUUGCUCAUCCUAACUGCCAGCAACAAUUGCUUACAAUUUGGUAUGAAAAUCUCUCAGGCUUACGUCAACAGUCAAUUGCUGUGAAGUGCCUGGCUGUCUUCGGUGUCACCAUAGGGCUUCCAUUUCUUGCAAUUGGAUACUGGUUUGCUCCAUGCAGCAAGCUGGGACAAAUUUUAAGAAGUCCUUUUAUGAAGUUUGUAGCACAUGCAGUUUCAUUCACCAUCUUUCUAGGACUUCUGGUGUUAAAUGCAUCGGACAGAUUUGAAGGGGUAAAGAAUUUGCCCAAUGAAACUGACACAGACAACCCAAGACAGAUCUUCAGAGUGAAAACUACAACAUUUACCUGGACUGAAUUAUUAAUAAUGAAGUGGAUUCUAGGUAUGAUAUGGACAGAAUGCAAAGAAAUUUGGGCAGAAGGACCCAAAGAGUAUGUCAUGCAUCUGUGGAACAUUCUAGAUUUUGGGAUGUUGUCUAUCUUUGUUGCCUCAUUCACGGCAAGAUUUAUGGCAUUUCUAAAAGCUUCUGAAGCACAACGCUAUGUGGAUAUGCGCAUAAAUGUCAGUGAUCUCUCCAAGGCGUCACUGCCUCCAGAAAUUGCAUACUUUACUUAUGCUAGGAAUAAAUGGCUUCCAUCUGAUCCACAGAUCAUAUCAGAAGGACUUUAUGCAAUUGCCGUUGUAUUAAGUUUCUCCCGAAUUGCUUACAUUCUACCAGCAAAUGAAAGCUUUGGCCCUCUGCAGAUCUCCCUGGGAAGAACUGUGAAAGACAUUUUCAAGUUCAUGGUUAUAUUCAUUAUGGUGUUUGUUGCUUUCAUGAUUGGAAUGUUUAAUCUUUAUUCAUACUAUUUGGGAGCAAAGUAUAAUCCAGCCUUUACAACUGUUGAAGAGAGUUUCAAAACCUUAUUCUGGUCAAUAUUUGGCUUGUCAGAAGUGAUAUCUGUUGUCCUCAAGUAUGAUCACAAGUUUAUUGAGAACAUAGGGUACAUUCUAUAUGGAGUGUACAAUGUUACGAUGGUGGUGGUGCUGCUCAAUAUGCUAAUAGCUAUGAUCAAUAGCUCUUAUCAAGAAAUUGAGGAGGAUGCAGAUGUUGAGUGGAAAUUUGCUCGAGCUAAGCUCUGGCUAUCUUAUUUUGAUGAAGGGAGAACCCUGCCAGCUCCAUUUAACCUCGUGCCAAGCCCAAAGUCAGUUUACUACUUUAUAUUAAAAAUUAAAAUCUGCCUUAUUCAUUUGUGCAAAUCCAAGGUGCAAAAAUCUGAAGCUGACCUUGAAAUGGGUAUGCUGAAUUCCAAGCCUAUUAGCAAUCCAACAAGAUAUCAGAGGAUUAUGAAGCGGUUAAUAAAGCGAUACGUGCUGAAAGCACAGGUUGAUAGAGAAAAUGAUGAAGUUAAUGAAGGGGAACUUAAGGAGAUCAAACAGGACAUUUCUAGUCUUCGCUACGAACUCCUGGAGGAAAAGUCACAAGCAACAGGGGAGUUAGCACAUCUCAUUCAGCAACUCAGUGACAAAUUUGGCAAAAACUUGAAAAAUAAUUGA